AUGUCGACAGAGACUAUUACAAGAAUCCUCCACAUCUAUGCAGCAAAAGGUAUGCGGGAACAUGCGUACGCAGCCGCUGAGCGGAUGCACGAGCUCAGAAGACUUGACACAAAAGAACACCGGGGAAAGACACCCCUGAUGGUCGCUGUGGUGGCUAACCAGCCGCUAAUUGUCCGAGAUCUGAUUCUGCUCGGUGCUGACCUGAAUGCUGUAGAUGACAAAGGGUUAACGUUCCUCCAUCUGGCUGCUACUUAUGGCCACGUGAACGUCAUACAGAUGGUCACAGCAACGGGAACAAUGGUGGACUUAGAGGCACGGGACUUUGAAGGUCUCACCCCUUUGCAUUGCGCAGUUAUCUCUCACAACUCCGUUUAUCGGGAACUCUUUUAUGAUCCUGACCUGAUACCACAGAGGCAAGAUGAGCUGCAGAGUAAAGCUAAGCAACUGGAGGCCUGCAUACGGCAACUGAUAGAAAUGGGAGCCUUAAUAAUCAGCCAGGAGGUGAAGAGCAACAAGACCGUGGUGCACUUUGCCGUUCAGGAAGGGAACCUGCUGUUACUGGAUUACUUCCUCAAACUCAGUGACAUCUUCUGCUCACCCGAAUUUAUCAACAUGAAGGCUCAUGGUAAUACCGUUUUGCACAUGGCUGCUGGUCUUCACAAUGAGAGAAACCAGGAGAAAAUAAUUAAACUGCUUUUGUACCACGGGGCAGACCCCAGCAUCCGAAACCUGGAGAAUGACCAACCCAUCCACCUGGUGCAGCCAGGGGAACUGGGAGAUCAGAUAAGGCAUCUCUUGAAGAAAGGACGGGUUGGCUCGGGGUCAAACCCCCGCAAUGCCACAUCCUAGGAAUAUGGUUCAUUCUGGACUCGGACCUUCCCGUCUUCAUCACUCCUGUGGAAUGAAUGUGUACCUUAUAUUAGGAAUGGUUUAACAUGUACUCACCUGCUAAGCUCAUGACUUUCACUGCUGAUGUAAUGUUUCACAUCCAACAUCGUGAGAUAACCAUCUUGCAUUCUCUUCCUCGUCCAGUAUUCCCACAGACUUGUGAUUCUUACAGUAUUUUGCCAUUUCUUUAACUCCUUUCAGAAGGAGAUCUCCACCUCCUUUACAACCAAUGAAGUGUCCCUUUUAGUUUGGUUGGCAGACAGUAGCAGAGUAUUUCAAAGGACAGAUGUGUUUACUUAUUCACUUAUCGCCCAAAUACAAGACAUCAACGAAGAUAGUAUAAUUGUACCUGAGCUCUUAGCUCUAGCUACUGAGAAUUCGAGUGGCACGGUGGCAUAGAUGUAGAGUUGCUGCCUUACAGCGCCAGAGACCCAGGUUCAAUCCUGACUAGGGGUGCUGUCUGUACAGGGUUUGUACGUUCUCCCCUUGACCGUGUGGGUUUUCUCUGAGCUAUUUAGUUUCCUCCAAAACUCCAAAGCCGUUCAGGUUUGUAGGUUAAUUGCCUUCGAUAAAAAUUGUAAAUUGUCCCUAGUGUGUAGUGUGUGUUAGUGUAAUGGGGAUCGCUGGUUGUCUAGGAUUUAAUGGGCCGAAGGGCCUGUUUCUGCGCUGUAUCCCUAAACUGAACUGAUUGACUCGUCGAUGAGCAAAGGAACUGAUCAAGAACUAGCUUUUUCUUUACCAAACAAAGAUCAAAUAUUGAUUCUUAAUUUUCUAUCGGGUGUGAGCCAGAACAGUCUAACGUACCACUACUGAGCUUGGUGAGGGCAUAGAAUUAUUCCGAUGCCUCAUUCCUGAAUUGCAAAGAUGUGCACACAUUGCAAAGAUGUGCAUAAGGACAUGACAAGAACGCAACCACAUUCUUGAUCAUUCUCAGUUUUCUGAACAUGUUCUUGCAUCAGUAAGUCUCAGCUCUUGAAUUCCAUUGCAUGGUAAACUAUGCUUGAGGAUAACACUCUAUUAAUAUUGAUUGAUUGAAUUUAGUUUAAUUGAGAGAUACAGCAUGGAUGGAAGGACCACAGAGUCCAUGCCGACCAUCGAUCACCCUAGUUCUAUGUUAUUCCAUUUGCCCAUCCCUCCACACACACACUGGGGACAAUUUACAGAGGCCUGUUAACAUUCAAACCCACACAGAUAAAUCAGCUGGAAUGGAUGCAAGUCCUGGUUACUAAUUAAUACAUGUCCAGUAACAUCUCAUGGUAACAAAGGUAUUAGUAUUCCAACUAUAAUACCCUCCCUGGUGUAUCAAAUGUGUUAUCCUGAAAACUGGAUAUUUUGCACAAUUACAGAUAUUAUUGCCCAGAAUAUAGGUGGUGAAUUUAGCAAAUUAAUUCGAUACACUGCCUUAACGAUUCCUCCUUGUAUUACAAACACUUUAUUUUCAGCCGGUGUGUUUCACUGAUAAAUAAGUACAUUCAAUUCCUUUCAAAGUUCAAAAAAAGACUUUCAAUUACAGGUAAUGUGAGACUGCCAGAAAUCGCUUCAUGACAACUUCAUACAACGGUCCCGUUUAAAUCAUUUCAGAAACUUUCUUAAGCCAGAUGAGAAAUGUGAUAUGGAUUUUCUCAGCUCAUACCGCCAAUGUUCUAUCUUUACACCACUAAUAUUUAUCAGCUCCAUAACGGGGCUUUUCCGAUUUUGGGCAGAUGCCAAGAAUAGUUUUACAGUUUGAGAUGGUUCAAGAGAGCGUAGCACACCAAAACAUCAUUGGUAGGUUUGGGAUACCUUCAUCCAUUAUGUGGAUGCUUAUAAACAAUUGGGUCUCAAGCAAGGAAAGAUUGGUCUCAAAACUUGUUUUCCUUGUUAUUAGAUUUCCAAUUUAUCUGCCUUGUUUUUGGUUCAUUAUUUAUACAUGGGACCAUAUUUUCUACAACUUACGCCAUGAAUUUUCUCUUUGUCAAUGUAUUUGGGGACUAAGCAGCGCCCUUUUCUACAGAUCUGUGACAGAUGUGUGGAUCAGGUUAAAGCGGAACUUUUAAAUUAUAAUUUCUGUGAAAUAGAUCGUUGAUUGUCAAACAAUCUGAGAUGUGAAUAGGUUGGAAGGAACUCCGGAUGCCGGUUUACACCGAAGAUCGAUACAAAAUGCUGGAGUAACUCUAGCGGGUCAGGCAGCAUCUCUGGGGGGAAAGGAAUAGGUGACGUUGCGGGUUGACAAACUUUGUCAGUCUGAGAAGAGGGACAAAGAUCAAAUAAAUGACAGGAAUGCAAAAGGAUCCAUUGUUCAACUGUCUCCACAGCCAGCAAUGGACCAUUGUGGGCUCCACCUUUCCUUGAUCAUUGUUGCCGGCUUUGAUUUGUCCUUUUGCAAAUCUUUCAUACAUUUGUUCUUUGUUCCUCUUCAUACCUUUAGUUUCUCUAAGACGAGACUCUCAGUCUGAAGAAGGGUCUCGACCUGAAAACGUCACCUAUUCCUUUUCAGCAUUCCAGAGAUGCUGCCUGACCCGCUGCGUUACUCCAGCAUUUUGUGUCUAUCUGAGAUAUGAAUAUAUAUUUUGUAUUUUGUUUUGUGUAGAUCUGAUUUAAUUACACUGCAUCAGUGUGUUUUGCUUGCAAAGGCUGUUUUGCUUGCCUGCAUUUUGCUUUAGGAUAUCGGAGAAUUCAGGUUUAACACCGUACAAGUCCGUUGUGCUUUAUGAUUCUUUAAAACAAUAUAACGGCAAGCAACGAAUAAUCUGCCAUGGCAACAUUGGUAUAAUUUUGCAAUAAUAGAUAAAAUUGGGAACUGGCUCGUAAAUCUGCAGAUAAAGAAAAGUGUAAAGUAAGCUUUUAGUCUCAAUUCCCCUCUGUCCAUCCUGAAAAAGAUGGGCCGAUUAAGCUGCUUCAGUGCCAUGAAAUCCCAAGAUUUUAAAUUUUCUCUGAUGUUUCCAAUUAAUCUUUUGGAAGGUGUUUUUAUACUUCCAAAGUCGUUCCUCUCAGCUCCAAAUUGUUUCAUGGAGAUAAGCUCCAUGGAUGUAUCCCGUGGGUAUUCCUUGCCAUAGGUCCAGAAGAGAAAUGGGACAUUUGGUCAGCCUCUUCCGUUCUGCUCCAACGUAUGGAAACAAGAUGCUUAUUAUUAUUUGUAAAACAACUCGACUUUUGCUCUGAUCCUCAACGUUGAACGAACCCUGCCCGGAAAUAAUGUUGUCAGGAAUCAGUUGAGUAGAAAGUUGUCUAUGUUGAAUAUCAUGUAGUUCAAGUUCGAAAUAACCAAUUUCAGUGUGACCAAAUGACCAAUCUAAAUCUGGUAAUGCCCACAAAUGGCCAAUGAGGGCAGGAGUGGGUGCACUUGUCAAGUUACUAAUUAAGUUACUAGUCAUUUCAAAAUGAGCUUUGUUCUAUUUCUAACCUUUCUGAGAAUGCUAUAUAUUGACACCCGAUCUCAGAACUAAGCUAUUCUUCCAAUAACUAAUUUCAGGAUAAUACAGUCAUCCCAGGCAUGUUGUGUCUUUUAGAAACAUAGAAACAUAGAAAAUAGAUGCAGGAGUAGGCCAUUCGGCCCUUCGAGCCUGCACCGCCAUUCGAUAUGAUCAUGGCUGAUCAUCCAACUCAGUAUCCCAUACCUGCCUUCUCUCCAUACCCUCUGAUCCCUUUAGCCACAAGGGCCACAUCUAACUCCCUCUUAAAUAUAGCCAAUGAACUGGCCUCAACUACCCUCUGUGGCAGAGAGUUCCAGGGAUUCACCACUCUCUGUGUGAAAAAUGUUUUUCUCAUCUCGGUCCUAAAAGAUUUUCUCCUUAUCCUUAA
Molecule: messenger RNA, 4668 nt
Organism: Leucoraja erinaceus (little skate)
Lineage: Eukaryota; Metazoa; Chordata; Chondrichthyes; Rajiformes; Rajidae
Gene: nfkbid
Product: NF-kappa-B inhibitor delta
Exons: 8
Coding region: 1-849 (282 amino acids)
Biological process (GO): regulation of gene expression
Cellular component (GO): nucleus
Molecular function (GO): protein binding
Source: RefSeq, a predicted model, not a curated record